Messenger RNA from Neltuma alba, 1429 nucleotides. RefSeq lists its product as uncharacterized. The transcript is spliced from 2 exons. Lineage: Eukaryota; Viridiplantae; Streptophyta; Magnoliopsida; Fabales; Fabaceae. The coding region runs from base 1 to 963 and encodes 320 amino acids. The record is from RefSeq and is a predicted model, not a curated record.
AUGUUUAUGCUCACGCCACUUCCUAUAUCAAAAGCAUUAUCAUGCAAACGUCAGGAGCCACCUAAAUCGGAGUUCAAUAGGUUAUCUUCCUCUACUUAUGCUUGUGGGACAUCAAAUAUUUUUGCCUUAUCUGGAGAUAUACCUGACUGCUCGUUUGAUGCUGCUGUGGCGAAGCCAACUCCACUCAAACCUUCUGCUCCUGUUGCGAUUCAAGAGGCGAACGCUCAAGAAAAUGGAUUUAUUUCUUCUCCGCUUUUUCCUAAAAGAGAAAGCUCCAUGCUUGUUAUGACACCAUGCUUAAAAAUGUCACCCCCUAAAUCUUGUGUUUUGCUUGAACCCAUAUCUGAAAUCUGUCAUCCAGGCAAAGACAAUGACAAGGUACGCAAAUCCACUCCGUUUCCUGUUGGGAUUCAUUACAGCGAUUCAGAAACUCCUGAUUCUUCUGGUGGUGAAGCUUCAAAAGAUCUGGCAUUGAAGUAUCUGGAGCUAUUAGGGAUACAACAUAUUUCUAAAUCUGCAGCUGGAAAGAAAACAACAGAAGCAUCCCCAGAUUGGUUUAUGUCGCCUCCUAAAACUUGUGUUUUGCUGGAGCCACCUGAUGAGAAGCCGUUUGGUUUGGUAAAGGCUGAAAAAGGUUUACAGAUGACAGAUGCUGUUAUUACUAAUAAAGAAACUAACAAAUUGAAAGACAAUGUUUUCGAAGACCAUGGUCAAACCAAAAAAUCUUGUAACAAAGAACACAUUGGUGGCAACUUAUCCUCUGUGGAGAGCACUAUGUGGCUUGAGCCUGAAAGCUCGUUUCGAGCUGGGAAAUGCCCUGGUGAGAAUACACUGAAGAAAGAAUUGUGGACAAAAUUUGAAGCAGCAUCUACCAAGGGGCUUCUGAGUAAAACCCCCACAGUCAGCAAUAUUACUCAAAAAGGAUUUCUGGAUCUCCUGGAAGAAGCUUCUUGUGAAGAUUAAGCACGCUACUAAGAUCAAUAUCUCAGCAAGCAAAUAGAUUUUUCCCUCAUUUGGAAUUUGGAAACGAAAUUUUUGGCUGUACAGCUCAUGUUGUAAGGUUUGGGGCAAAGAGGCCUACUGGCCCUGUGCAUUGUGUCUUAAUCCCCCACCUAGAAGAUAAUUUUGCCAGGGGGAUGCAGGACACUUGAUGUAAGCUGUGUUCUUGUGCUGGUUUUUGUUCCUUCCCUGUUGAUGUCAAGAAGAAAGGAAUGGAACUAUGGGAAGUGUCAUCCGUGGAAUCUAAUGUUGGCCAUAUCAUUAGGCACUUAUCUUAAGAAUAUGAGAUGCACUCAACAAGAUGCGUCGAACCAUGAUAGGUGCGAUCGUUUGUUUGUCGGAUUCGAAAUGAAAGCAAUGGAUGCAGGAAGAAUCACACUAAUUUCAGUUACUUGAAUUAUUUUCUAUUGUAUCUAUACAAUAUGCUAUA